UUUUUUUUAUCUUGAGCAUUGAUCCAUGCAAAUGAACGGCUAGACGCUUAUGAUGUAGUGAUAGACAUCAGAAGAUAAAUUGAACUUCUUUGUUAAAAAAUUACAGCAUUUACCAACGAAGGAUGAAAUAAAGUCUUCGUCUACAGAUAGACUAUCAUUUACCCUUACAGCAAUAGGGAGUCACUGUUUAAACUACAAAAACCAUGUUGACCUGUCAAAUUUUUUUUUUCUUUUUUCUUUUUUUUUUCUAUAGUAUGGCUUUAUUAGAGACAUUACAACAACCACAAGAACCUAUACCCACUAUCACACCACCCGAGAAGAAAGGCCUAUUCGAAAGCGUUACUUCGAACCCUUUGUUCUCGGCAGGUUUUGGAUUGAUAGGUGUAGGAGCAGGACUUUCUCUUUUACGUAAAGGAACUACAUUAGGUGCCAGUGCACUACGACGACGAUUGCUCGUCACACUCGAGAUCCCCUCCAAGGACAAAUCGUAUCUAUGGUUCUUGCAAUGGAUGUCACAAAAUGCACCUAAGCGACAUGUACAACACUUGGCUGUCGAAACGAGUUAUAAACAACACGAUAAUGGUAGUGUGACGACUAAAUUUGGCCUUGUUCCAGGCCCUGGCACACAUUUCUUCAAGUAUCGCAAUAUUUGGAUGCAAGUCCAACGUCAAAGGGAUGGCAAAAUGAUGGAUUUGACGACGGGAUCGCCAUGGGAAACGAUCACCAUCACCACAUUAAGCCGAGAUCGAGGUAUUUUCAAGACAUUGUUGCAUGAGGCUCAAGAGAUGGCACUUAAGAAACAAGAGGGCAAGACGGUAUUAUAUACAUCUUAUGGUCCUGAAUGGAGACCAUUUGGUAUGCCUAGAAGAAGACGUAUGCUAGACUCUGUUAUUUUAGAUAAAGGCAUUAAAGACAGAAUCGUAAAGGAUGUCAAGGCAUUUAUUAGUAACGGUAAAUGGUACAACGAAAGAGGUAUUCCUUAUAGAAGAGGGUAUUUGUUAUAUGGUCCUCCUGGAUCAGGCAAAAGUAGUUUUAUUCAAGCCUUGGCUGGUGAAUUGGAAUACAAUAUUUGUAUUUUGAAUUUAUCAGAAAGAGGAUUGACAGAUGACCGAUUAAACCAUUUACUAAGCAAUGUUCCCGAGCGUAGUAUUAUGUUGUUGGAAGAUAUUGAUGCAGCCUUUACAAAGCGAGCUCAAUCAGACAACCAAGGCUAUCAAUCCAUGAUUACCUUCAGCGGUCUCUUAAACGCACUUGACGGUGUAGCAUCAGCAGAAGAACGUAUUGUCUUCUUAACGACCAAUCAUGUAGAGAGCCUAGAUCCAGCCUUGAUUCGACCCGGCAGAGUGGAUCUAAAAGAAUAUCUCGGAAAUGCUACAGAAUACCAAAUUCGCAAGAUGUUUUUACGAUUCUAUGAUGAUAAGCAAUUAGCAGAAGCCUUUAUCAAAAAGACACAUGGCAAGAAUAUCAGUACAGCCAGUCUACAAGGACAUUUUGUGUAUUAUAAAGAUAGACCACACGAAGCUGUUGAACAAGCUGAUUCUUUAUGGAAGUCAUUGUGACACUUUUUAGAAUAAAAAAUCAUCAUGCAUCAAGCUUAGAG
Molecule: messenger RNA, 1600 nt
Organism: Gilbertella persicaria
Lineage: Eukaryota; Fungi; Mucoromycota; Mucoromycetes; Mucorales; Choanephoraceae
Product: BCS1 N terminal-domain-containing protein
Exons: 2
Coding region: 204-1559 (451 amino acids)
Biological process (GO): protein insertion into mitochondrial inner membrane from matrix; mitochondrial respiratory chain complex III assembly
Cellular component (GO): mitochondrial inner membrane
Molecular function (GO): ATP binding; ATP hydrolysis activity
Source: RefSeq, a predicted model, not a curated record